Molecule: messenger RNA, 7934 nt
Organism: Pongo pygmaeus (Bornean orangutan)
Lineage: Eukaryota; Metazoa; Chordata; Mammalia; Primates; Hominidae
Gene: COL25A1
Product: collagen type XXV alpha 1 chain
Exons: 35
Coding region: 784-2757 (657 amino acids)
Source: RefSeq, a predicted model, not a curated record
GGAGCUGCAGGCCGGACGCCGGGCGCCGGGAGGGGGUCGGGGGAGGGACGUCGUGCUCGGAGCGCGCGCGCACUCACACACUCACACACACACUCACACGAGCAUCCCGAAGGGUAUUUAAGGAUCGCGCACGCGGGGCUGCGGAGAUCCUUCGGGCAGCCGCGACUUCGGCUUCGCGACUAGCAUUGGUUCCUUGGGUUUAUUUCGUUUUCCUCUCUCUUCUCCCCCUUACCCGCCCCUUUCGCGCUGCGCUGUAGCGUGCUCUCACAGCCUUUUUGCCUUGAACUGAAUGCAGGUGGGAAACAGGUCGGCGUGCCGAAAGACACCGAGUAGGUAGAAAUAAGGCAAACUCACAGAGGCGCAACAGGUCCGGUCUCCGUGGCCAGGGCGAGCCGCGGCCCCGCGCGGCGCCUCGGCCGCUGUCCCUCGGACCCUGAGCGGCCGCUGUCGGGGACCUCGGAAGAGGUGUCGGUCCUCUGGGAGUCGGAAGAGCUGUCUGGGUGGGUUUCGUCUUGCUUUUUACCCCACCGCCACCCAGUCCCCGGACGGAGGGUGCCUUUCACUUCCAGCUGGGAGGAGAGAAGAAAGCGGGGAUGGUGCACGGCUGCGGGUCUGGACGCUGAGCAAGGCAGGGGUCCAUAUCCGCUCGUGGGCUUGACUCCACCAACUAGUUGUGCAGCCACAGGGGCUGAACUUUGGAGGAAUCGACCUUUUUCUUUCCUUUUAGGAUUAUUUGAGGUGUAGAGGGUGGGAAGCGAAGCCGAGACGGCCGACCCCGCCACGAUGCUGCUGAAGAAGCACGCAGGGAAAGGAGGGGUUCGGGAGCCCGGAUCCCAGGACCCGAGCCCUGCCGAACAGCAUUGUGCCCGGACCAUGCCCCCGUGCGCCGUCCUGGCGGCCCUCCUGUCAGUGGUGGCCGUGGUGUCUUGCCUGUACCUGGGUGUGAAAACCAACGACCUCCAGGCGAGGAUCGCCGCUCUCGAAUCCGCCAAAGGGGCCCCUUCCAUUCAUCUGCUGCCUGAUACCCUGGAUCACCUCAAGGCUAUGGUGCAAGAGAAAGUGGAGCGACUUCUGGCUCAGAAAUCCUAUGAACAUAUGGCUAAAAUAAGAAUCGCAAGAGAAGCACCUUCAGAAUGUAACUGCCCAGCAGGCCCUCCAGGGAAACGAGGUAAGAGAGGCCGAAGAGGAGAAUCUGGUAAGUCUCUCUUUCAGCUGCUCUAUGUCACUCAUGGCCCUCCUGGUCCAAAAGGUGAUAAGGGAGAACAAGGUGAUCAGGGACCUAGGAUGGUGUUUCCUAAAAUCAAUCAUGGGUUUCUCUCUGCUGAUCAGCAGCUCAUUAAACGCCGCCUGAUUAAGGGUGACCAAGGACAGGCAGGGCCUCCAGGACCCCCUGGCCCUCCAGGCCCAAGAGGGCCACCUGGGGACACAGGGAAAGAUGGCCCCCGUGGAAUGCCAGGAGUACCCGGUGAACCAGGAAAACCAGGAGAACAAGGCUUGAUGGGUCCUCUAGGGCCUCCGGGACAAAAGGGUUCUAUUGGAGCACCUGGAAUUCCAGGGAUGAAUGGGCAAAAGGGUGAGCCCGGGUUGCCUGGAGCAGUAGGACAGAAUGGAAUACCAGGACCAAAGGGAGAACCUGGAGAACAAGGUGAAAAGGGAGACGCUGGAGAGAAUGGCCCCAAGGGUGACACAGGCGAAAAGGGUGACCCUGGAUCAUCUGCUGCAGGAAUUAAGGGAGAACCUGGGGAAUCUGGUCGUCCAGGGCAAAAGGGUGAACCAGGGCUUCCUGGGCUUCCUGGACUUCCGGGGAUAAAGGGAGAACCAGGUUUCAUUGGUCCUCAAGGAGAACCAGGCUUACCAGGUUUACCAGGAACAAAAGGUGAACGGGGGGAAGCAGGGCCUCCUGGAAGAGGUGAGCGAGGGGAACCUGGAGCCCCCGGACCAAAGGGGAAACAAGGUGAAUCAGGAACUAGAGGCCCAAAGGGGUCAAAGGGGGAUCGUGGAGACAAAGGGGACUCUGGAGCUCAGGGACCAAGGGGUCCACCUGGUCAAAAAGGGGAUCCAGGAGCCACUGAGAUCAUAGACUACAAUGGCAACCUCCACGAAGCCUUACAGAGGAUUACCACCUUAACUGUCACGGGUCCCCCUGGACCUCCUGGACCUCAAGGACUACAAGGGCCAAAGGGAGAGCAAGGAUCUCCAGGAAUCCCAGGAAUGGAUGGAGAGCAGGGACUCAAAGGCUCAAAGGGAGACGUGGGGGACCCAGGUAUGACAGGUGAAAAAGGAGGAAUUGGACUUCCUGGAUUGCCGGGAGCUAAUGGAAUGAAAGGAGAAAAAGGAGAUUCUGGAAUGCCGGGUCCACAGGGUCCUUCUAUCAUAGGCCCACCAGGCCCACCAGGUCCCCAUGGCCCACCUGGCCCCAUGGGACCUCAUGGACUUCCUGGACCAAAGGGUACAGAUGGUCCUAUGGGACCCCAUGGCCCUGCAGGUCCCAAAGGAGAAAGAGGUGAAAAAGGAGCUAUGGGAGAGCCUGGACCAAGAGGGCCCUAUGGGCUGCCUGGGAAAGAUGGAGAGCCUGGUCUUGAUGGUUUCCCUGGUCCACGGGGUGAGAAGGGUGAUCUAGGAGAAAAGGGAGAAAAGGGAUUCCGUGGCGUUAAGGGGGAAAAAGGGGAGCCAGGCCAGCCUGGCCUGGAUGGGCUGGAUGCCCCUUGCCAAUUGGGGCCAGAUGGCUUACCCAUGCCUGGCUGUUGGCAAAAGUGAUGAAUCUAACCUUUCAAGCAUGAAGUUGUGUAUAUAAUGAUCCAUUUUUAAUAUUUAUAGUUGAAAACUGAAUUGCAGAUUUUACAAGUCUGAGAUAUGUUUACAUAGGGUUGCUUCUUCCUGCUGGCAGUAGUAUACAUGUCCAUUUUUACUCCACUUACAUCUGAAAUUGGGCAAUUUGUGAAACCGAUGAGAAUCCUGCAAAAAAUAUAGAUCAGUAUCUCUUUAUCUUAUGUGAAGAUAGGUAUUUAUAUGGACAAAUCAGUGGUAGAGAAUGAUUGAUUGUACUAGCUAUUUUCCUUCUUUGGGCUUGCUAAUUGCAUGGACAAAAAGUGCCAUGAAAUAGUUUACAUGAAAUGGUGACCAAAUAUGGACUCAAAGCUAUGAAAAUGUACUAUACUGACUGAUUUUAGAGCUGAUUAUCACAUUCCCAUUCGCCUUUCAUGUUGGCGUUGACUCAUACCUACACCACCCAUUGAAACUAACUAAAAAAGCAUGACUGUGUGCCAAACCUGCUUGCUGUGCAACUUCAGAUGCUAGCAUGCUGAUCACGAGUCCUUUGAUUACAUCUGAACCUUUAUUCCUUUUGUCAUCUCAAGGGGGUUACACCAUGGCUUAUUGCCAAAAAGAGAUAAGGUGGUGGAGAGCACACACACAAUUUGUCUUGUAUUUUGAGGGAGUUGCAGUCCUGACUGCACAUCUACAGCUUCCAGUAUCGUGGGCUCAUGUGGCCACUUUGGUUGAAAUACGAAGGGGUUGAGCCUGUUGCUGCCGCCAGUUUUCCUUGGGCUGCCCUUGGCAGUGAAGACACCGGAAGAGGACCGAUUCAGCCUCCAGCACUGCCUUUUGUGUGACCAAGUAGGAAAGAGGUUUACAAAUGCAAACAUGCAGAACCACAGACUUUAAAAAUAUAUAUAAAUAAACUGAAUUUCAGCAAGUGUUAAUAUAGGUGCUUUUAAAAAUGACAGAGGCACAGCACUUCUUUUGGAAUAGGAGAUUCUUGGAAUGGGAGCUCCUGUCCCUGAGGGAAAAGGGAUGUCCAUCCCACCAAAACUUGGGGUGCUGAAGAAAUAACAUGUUCUGAGAAGGGAUCAGCCAAAGUCACCUCUCCCGAUGAUGUAGGAGAGCUUACUGGGACAAUCUGUGCCAAAGUUGUGAGAGCUUUCCUUCCUCCUAAGAUCCAACCAUGUCAAACAUUUCCUACAAAGUUCGAGAAACAGAAAGGUAUUUUUCAUUCUUUUUAAUGCUUUUUUCUUUUUCUUUCUUUAGUCCCAAGAAUAUUGAAAAAAUAUUCAUUUCAGUUUUUGUCACAUGUUUUGAACAAUUUUUUUUAAGAAGUCUUCAAAUCAUAAUAAUUUGGCUCCAAUAGUCAAAAUGACCUUUUACUAACUUCUCUCUUGUUUUGGAUAAUUGGAUAGAAUAUAAAAGAAGCUCCACUUUCAGUCUAAUCAUUGCAAAGCAUGAAAGUUAUGCAUUUUUAAGUAGUUUUGACUUUUUUUACAUGAUGAAUGUAACGUACAUGGAGAUUAUCAGUUAAUAUAAAGCCAAGAUUUUGUCACAUUUGGUAAUAUUAACUAAUUUCUAUUUUUAUGGUUUUAAGUUUUGUCUAUAUUUAGAUUUCUUUCUCUUUUUAACAUUUCUAAAUGUUUGUCUUAUCCUCAUAUCCACAGACCAAAUCUAAGAUCUCAGAAAGCUGUGAAAUAUAGUUGCCAUAAAGAGAAUAUUUUUCAUCUACUUGCUCAAACUUUACCUAACCGUAUUAGAUGGAACAUUUCUUUGCACAGUAAAGAGUUGGUAGCGUGUUUUGAAAUGGCUUAUUCUAAGUGGAAGUGUUACAUUAAAAGAAACAUUAUCAAUGAGGAGUAGGCACCCUUUCAGCCCAUUAGAGAAUUUAAUUUCUCUCCUGACUCGAUGCCGUCUUCUGGGAGGACGCAUAGGUGUCACCACCAGAAGGGAAAUUAACUUACCUUGGCUUAUGGUUAAGAUAUAACCAUAAGACAAGGAACCUAAAAUCCUCAUGAUCUCGUUAUGUUAUGUAACCAAAUGACAGUCAUACAAAAUGGCAUCUUUUUUUUUCUAUUAAAUUUUUAAGGUUGAAAGAUGUUUAAACUAUUAGAUCAGUCUAAUUGGUAACAUUUCUGGUAACAUUCCACACCCCUAAGCCAGUUUAGCAUUUUGAAAAUAAUGGGGGGCAUUUUCUAACAAUUUCUUGUAUGGCAUGGUGUUAGGAUAAGAUAUUGCUCAAUGUCUGACACAAUUUGUCUUAAAUGGUUUGGAAAAAUGAACUGAAGUGGGUGGAACUACAUUCUCUUCAGGAAAACAAACUACAGUGUCCAGUGGCUAUAUUUUUUUCCCUUCUGUCUUUUUUUCUGCUCCUCUAGUAGAAAGAGGUGGAUUGAAAUGGAUCACUAUUUAAAACUUGCACAGCUUCUGGAGACGAUACCUCAAUAUCAAAAGAAAAACACUUUAUGUAUAAAAAUUUUUUUUGAAAUACAGCCCUUCAAAGAAUAGUGUUCUGUCCUGUGUGUAUAUUGAGUUUUUGCUCUGUAACUGAUUUGACAACAUCAACUUAUUUCAUAAUUAAAUGAGGUUGUAAACUUUCAUUACAUUUAUUUCCUUGGGAAAAACAAAGGGAUGGAAAUACUCCUCCUUGUUCAGUGGAAUUGCUAGGUCUUAACCAUGAUGGAUAAUCUUUAACUUUUGGUUACUACAAUGUUUUCAAGCGUCCAUUUUGUCAUCAAUAUAGAGAAUUCUUAAAUAAUUUCUAAGUGAAUGAAAGAAUUGUGUUUGUUGAUAUGUGUUGAUAGAUAACAUACUUUCCUUAAAGAUUUCUUUAAUGUGUGUUAUUGGAUAGACGGUUGAGAAAGUAUACAUGAAAGACACAUUGGAAAUAAGGCAAAGUCAGUUUCUAUUUCUGCUAAAACAUUGAAGGAUAGCAAAUUGAUAUGUGUUUUAGAUUUAAAAUUGUUUUUCAUUUAUGUUGGUUGGUGCUAAUGUAUCUCUUUUCCUUUUUCUCUGUGGACAAUGCAACUACUAUGGAUAAUUUUAUUUCCCUGUUUAAUAGCAUUCCUAAAUUAUUAGUGUGUUAUUUUAUUUUUAAAGUUCAUGAAUUUGCUAUAAUUAUGGUCCAAUGACCAGGCUUUCUUAAUGUAAAACAAAACAGUGUACCAAUAGAUGAUGUGUGUUUACUCGGAUCAUGGAUCCUCCUAUUUCAUAUUCAUUUCAUGCAUCAUAUGCCUUUAUCUACUUUCAUGUGUCUCAUCUUUUUCAUUCACUCAUCUUUUAGUUUAUAUGAUUUGAUGAAACAUGACAAAACUAGGAUCAGAGAAGUCUGCACACACUGUAUAGAGUACCUAGUGCACAAAUAUGCCUAAUUUUUUCUCUCAGUUUUUGUUUUUCAUUAGCAAAAGCAGUCUUGGAGGAUUUUUUUUUGUCAUGUGAUUUUAUAGAGGACAUUAGAAUAUCUUUAAUUCCUACUAGAAGAAAGGUCUUGUUUUUGAAUUUACAUUCUGUGCAUACGAUGUUCUGAUGGGACAGCAAGAACUUACACAUCAAGUAGUUUAUACUACAUGUCCUUUGUCUAACUAUCUAUAUAUAUAGACAUAUAUGCUAGUUUAGAAAAUUGUCAAAUCAGCAUGUCAGUACCAACAGAAAAAUUGUCUUUGAUAUGUUAUAUUUUUAUCACUUAGGAAAUGUGCUUAAUUUCCAAGGGUUUUUUUUUUAAUGUUACUAUUGAAGCAUGAACAGUUAACAUCAUUUGUUAUCCUUUCUUUCCCCACUAUAUAUUGUCUUACCCAGAGUUGGGCUAUACUUUGGUGGUGUUUUAACAUCUUCUAAUAAGUGAUCGUAAGCAACAUACAGAUGCUAAUAUUUGAAAUCUUGUUUUUUCUUACUUCCUAAUAAUAAAAUUAUAUUAAUAUUUCACACUACAAAAAAUAGGAUUUUCUAUUUGUAAAAACAAGAGCUCCUGCUAUCUCUUGGAAGUUAAGUCCUUAGGAACCCUAUCUUAUCUUUCUAAAAAGAAUAAGUAAGAACAAUCACAUGUGAUUCUGGCUAUUAAAAUCAUACAUCCCUAGUGGAAUUAACAAGUUUGACCAAUUACGAUUAUGCUAAAUUGUUUUAGACCAGAAGGACUGUCAGUCCCUACUUCUUCCCAUUUUUCUUGGGAUAUCUUUAUAUUGGCUAGAUUUGUUGCCAAUAUAAAAUUGACACAGCAGAGACACUCCUCUAACUUAAAUUUUUAGUGGAGUUUGGUUUUUGCUAACCCCGUACUAAUAAACACUUUAAUGACUUUUUUCAUUUCAAAAUAUUUAAAUGUAUAAAAUUGCCUAUGCUGCUUAUUGAAAGAACCGUCCUUUUGGGAAUAAGAAGACUUUUUCCACCUAAACCAUUAUGUGUGAUUUAUUAACAACUUAACAAAGAAAGUACCAACAUUUCUCAAAAUGUAGUUGAUAUUCUUACCUAUCUCAGAAAUAUUAAUGAAUUGGAUUCACAAAAGAAUGUCUUACAUACUGUUGACAUUUAUGUGAAUAUUCUUUAUACUGUUGUAAAUGUUUCAUUCAACUUAAUAACAUUUUAAAAAGAUGUAUGUAUCUGAUUUUUCUUUAGAAAAUAUUAUAUUUUUAUUUGUAUUUUUUACAUUUUAAAGUUCAUCUCUAUGUGUAGCUAUUUUUAUAUUGCCAAAAACUCACAUAAAUACAAAAUAAGUGAAAUAUGCAAAAAAAAUAUUUUGGCAAGCAUUACACUGCAUAUUUUUUUAAAUGUUUGUGGGCCAGUCUCAUAUAAUUGAUUAUUCUAAGAAUGUGUUGUGUCUUAUCACUGUAAAUAUGGCACAAACCUGUUUAUCUCAGUAGUGUAAAUAAUUGAAAGAUUGAAUUCUCCCUGUUCAAUUUUUAUUUUAAUUUCAUUGUAAUUUCUCCAGCUGACAUUACUGUAUCAAAAGAUGCAUAAGAUUUUUGAUUUGCGGUUUGGAGAUAAUUGCAUUGUGUUCAGUUUCCAAUUUGUUUUUAUUUGCUUUUUAAAUUUGUUUUCAGGGUUCCUAGUUUGUGAGAAGUUGAUCUUCAGAAUUAUUUUUACACUAUUUAUGACUUAUUUUCAUAAUGUAAAAAGUGUGUAAUUAUUACAAUAUUAACCCAAACAAUGAUAAUGAAUUGUAUUGUUAUAAAGCUUUAUUGAUG